Exophiala viscosa is the source of this 1503-nucleotide messenger RNA. RefSeq names its product Endonuclease/exonuclease/phosphatase. Bases 1 to 1503 code for a protein of 500 amino acids. The transcript has a single exon. The record is from RefSeq and is a predicted model, not a curated record. NCBI's taxonomy places the organism in Eukaryota, Fungi, Ascomycota, Eurotiomycetes, Chaetothyriales, Herpotrichiellaceae. Gene Ontology annotation, molecular function: sphingomyelin phosphodiesterase activity.
AUGGACCCCGAACCGAACACGAUCACGGAUACAGCGGCACCCACAACCAUUAAUGUACUGACCCUGAAUUGCUGGGGACUCAAAUUCCUCUCCAAGUACCGUACGGAACGAUUGUCCGAAAUUGGCAACCGCAUAGCCAGUUACACACCACAACUCGAUAUCGUUGGUCUGCAAGAAUGCUGGACAUUCGGCGACUAUUUGGCCAUUCGAGAGCGCACCCAACACAUACUACCGUAUGCCAAAUUCUACCAUUCGGGCUCAUUUGGAGGAGGUCUAGCCUACCUCAGUCGCUGGCCGAUCACGGACUCGUCAAUGUUUCGUUACCCCCUCAAUGGUCGCCCAACAGCCUUCUUCAGAGGUGACUGGUACGUUGGUAAAGGUGUGGCAUGUGCUACCAUCCGCCUACCAGACAGCAAAUGUGUCGAAGUCUUCAACACUCAUCUACACGCCCCUUACGAAAGAGAACCAAACGACAGCUACAUAUGUCAUCGUACGGCACAAGCAUGGGAGAUUGCCAAACUUAUGCGUGCUGCGUCACAGCGAGGCAGUCUGGUUCUGGGACUGGGAGAUUUCAACAUGGUACCGUUGAGUUUUGCCCAUGUGCUGAUUGAAAGUCGAGGUGGCGUGAAAGACGUAUGGAGAGUCAUCAAGCCCGGCAGCAGUGUUGGGAAGAGCAAUCAUCCACCAGAGAUUGAGCGCAGAAAGCGAAUGAACGAGGAUCCGGUCUCAGACGUGGACAGCUGUCUGCGGGACCAUGGCCAUACCUGCGAUUCCGUUCUCAAUACCUGGCGCUGGAACCAGGAAGACCAGAAACGCUUGGAGAAAGGCACAAACCGGCACAUUCUAGGGACUGACGCCGACCCUAACUCGUACCGACUCGACUACAUCUUCUUCAAUGGCAUUGGGAAGGGCUGGAAAGUCGCUGACGUGAAAGUGGUGCUCACCGAAAGACAUCCAGAGUUGUUGUGUUCGUUGAGUGACCAUUUCGCGGUGCAUGCGACGAUAGAGAGAUCUCAGACGCAUCCACCGACGCCGACGGGUAUCGAAGCACAUGCUGCCAUGCACGAUGCAAGCACGGAGGACCCCAAAGCUGAGCUGGUCAACUUCGCGGCUAAGGACUUCGAUACCGUAUUAUCCAACCAGCCGACUUAUCAGUAUGUUGGAAAGGACUUCUACCAAGAUAUACUCGCCACGAUACACAAGUACAAUCUCCGAGAGAGGAAGCAGCGCCGCUGGAGGUGUUUGCAUUUCCUUGGUUCCGCUCUCGUCUCGAUUGGCUGUUUCGUUGCGGUCUGGUGGUUGCCCAACUAUGUCUCGUUCAUAUUGAUCCUCUUGAGCAGUCUCGGACUCAUGGCUGGAACUGUGGACGGGCUCAUAGGCUUGCUUUUUGUCGGCUCGGAGUUGAGAGCUCUUGCCGAAUUCGAAUGGGAGGUUCGAAAUGCACUGCAGCUUGCUGGUGGUCCAGUACAGGCUGACCGGGCACUGAAAGACUGGUAUGACUGA